GCAGGGGUCUACAAGGGGGUCGCACAUAUGGUGCCGAAACCCGGGACGGAGGGUCGCUAGCCCCCCUAGCGACCCCCUCCCUCCAGCGACCUCCCCAGCCCUCCUCCAAUUCGGCCUCAGCACUCCGGACCAGGCUGGAUUGAAGCUUACCCCACAGCCUCUGAGUCUGCCGGGACAGUAGCCACUCAUCUCAUUCAAGACAUCAUCCCACGCUUUGGACUCCCGGCUACCAUACAGUCAGACAACGGCCCAGCCUUUAUCUUCAAAGUCACUAAUGCCGUUUCUACCUCUCUAGGAAUUCAGUGGAAGCUACACGCCGCCUACCAUCCUCAGUCCUCUGGUAAGGUGGAACGGGCCAAUGGCCUAAUAAAGGAGCAUCUGACCAAGCUCAUGCUUGAGCUCCGCCAAUCCUGGGUAACCUUGCUUCCUAUCGCCCUCACCAGGUUGAGAGCAAGCCCCCGGGGCCCAUCACAGCUUAGCCCGUUUGAGGUGCUGUAUGGUCGCCCCUUCCUACUUUCAACUCCCCCACCGCCAGAGACCACUCCUCUAGACAGCUACCUCCCCUACUUUACUCUCCUUUGCAGCCUUCUCCGAGAACACGCCAACGCUUCUCUUCCCCAACCCACCCAGCCAUCUGAAAAUACACAGAAAGUCUCCCCCGGGGACUCAGUUCUUAUCAGGUCCCUCUCCCCAAAGCCCCUCGCCCCCAAGUGGGAAGGACCAUACACAGUCCUCCUUACCACUCCAUCAGCUAUAAGAGUUGCUGAAAUCCCAUCUUGGGUCCACCUGUCUCGGGUAAAAAAGGCCCCUCAUGGACCCUCCUUAUGCUGGAAGGCUGUUCCUACUGGCCCUUUAUCUGUCAAACUUACCAGGGCCUAGCAGCUACACCCCCUACAGAUGGAGAUUCUUCCUAACUGAAAACUAUACCAAAACCACCUUCAUCUGUAAUACCCCUCCAUACAGCCACAACCAUCUUCUUGCAACUUCCGACUGCCCCGCAGCCGGAUGCCAAAGGGCCAUAUAUCUGAACUUCAUCAAAUUCCAUAACAUCCAUACUGAUAUACCCCUCAUGUGCUUCAACCAUGACCAACCAUCAGGAGCAUGCAAUAAUACUCCUUGGCGCUCCUGCAUGGGAUGUACUUUGAUGAACUGUCGACUACAUAUAGCCGUCAAGUCCACAGUACCUGCCCGAUCUCAGCUCAAAAUCAUCCCAGACAUAGAUGGAGAAGGAAACACCAUUAUCGGUUCUACACGGUAUUCCAUUCUCAUACCUGACCCCUGGGACAACCGGUGGAAAAGCCCCCAGAAAGCUGCCGUGUAUGACCACAAAGAUACCAAAUAUCCCUCUUCCCACCUGUACAUCUGGCGGGCAUACGUACGUACAGUCCACCAAGUCCACUCUGAUAUUAGCCUACAAGAAAAAUCUCUGAAUGACCAAUUGCAACCACAUUCGUCUCCGUUUUCCUGGUUAACUUUUCUCCAAGAAGGAAUCAAGUUAGCUAACCUCUCAGGACUAACUGACCUAACUUCAUGCCUCAUGUGUGCCUUCUUAGGACAGACUCCCUUCGUUGCAGUCCCUUACCCCAUCCCUCUCAACCUUUCAGCCUCAACUUCUUCCUUCUCCCCCGUCAGGGAAGUUGAUCUCUACACUCCACCUGAUUUUGAACAGCUACCUGUGUGCUAUUCCCUAGGCCGAAACUUCCCUAGCUGUAACAGAACUAUACUGGUAACCACUAAUAUAACAGCCCCACGAGGAACGUUUUUUUGGUGUAACAGGACCUUAACAAAAACUCUCUACAUUGGCCUUUCCUCAUCUCUUUUAUGCCUCCCAGUAACCCUAGUCCCUCGACUCACUAUAUAUUCUUCAGCCGAAUUCCAGAUGCUGCAAGCUCCCCAUCGCCGCACCCGACGAGCUGCCUUCCUACCCAUUGCCGUUGGAGUCUCCCUUGCUGGUUCAGCACUUGCAGCAGGAUUAGGGGGAGGGGCACUAGUCCACUCUCACCUGGCCAUAGCCCGACUGACCUCACAGCUCCAAGCGGCUAUUGAUGACUCUACUGAGUCUUUAGCAUCACUCCAACGACAGAUCACCUCAGUUGCCCAAGUUGCCUUGCAGAACCGAAGAGCCCUAGACCUGCUCACUGCUGAACGAGGAGGGACCUGUAUCUUCCUACAAGAAGAGUGCUGUUACUACAUCAAUGAAUCCGGCCUAGUAGAAACCCGAAUCGAGAGCCUCCAGAAACUCAAAACUAGCCUGCAGAGUCAGAAGUUCUCAGCUGAAGCCACAGCGUGGUGGUCUUCCUCUAUGUAUACCCUCUUGUCCCCAUUGCUUGGGCCCCUAGUAGCCGUUUGCCUAAUCUUACUUAUUGCUCCUUGCUUUCUACAGUUCAUACAGCGGUGCUUUCAAGAACUGACUCGAGUCACCAUCCACCAGAUGCUGCUCCAACCCCACCCUGAACGAGUGCAAGAAACAGACCUCUCCCUGAACAUCCAGGCUCCUUAAGAAAAGAGACCUCUUCAGAACCCCCCGUCGACCCUUGUCAGCAGGAAGUAGCCAGAUCGAUUCCGCCGCCCUUUUCCUUUUUAAGGAGUCGGGAAUGUUCGGUAGAAAGUCCCGCCAUCUUUCCCCCAGGUUUCUUGCCCCCACCCGCCCCCCAGGCUUCCUGCUGCCCGGAGAAAAGCCCGCCAAGCCUGCUCUGUUCUGCCCAGCAACAACAAGCAGCCAAUCAUCGCAGCAGGAAAGCCCGCCAAGCCUCGGCCUAUCCUGAACUGACACGUAACCCUCUGAGCCACCUCAGCAGUCUGCCCAGAGACGGACAGCCUAUCCUAAGCUCCUACGACACUCCGCCAGCCCUGUGUCCACGCCCCGUCCACCCCCCCUAUAAAACCCUCCUACCCCAGCUGCGCAGUCGCAGCCAGCCCCGAUCUCCUUCCUUUCCUGGCCUGCCCGCUGGUCCCAAUAAACCUGAACUCGGC
Molecule: messenger RNA, 2973 nt
Organism: Callithrix jacchus (white-tufted-ear marmoset)
Lineage: Eukaryota; Metazoa; Chordata; Mammalia; Primates; Cebidae
Source: RefSeq, a predicted model, not a curated record